GUGGAGUAACAGCUUUCACCAUUUGUUAUGUUUGCUUAAAAUAUGGCCUUCAUCCGUGCAAAGACGUGCACAGCUGCAUUAUAUUCUGAGCUUUCUCCAUACACAAUUAUAAUAAGUGUGAACCAUUUGAUGUCAAAGUCAAAACAUUGUUAUGACUUUAACUGAAGCUUUAAUCGUAUUAGAUACCAAUCAAUUCAAAAUAUCCAUAUUUAUUAUAAAAAAAAUGAUAAUAUUUCUAAGCGAUUUACAAAAGGAGCAUUUGAAGUUACUUCACGAACAUUCCGCUCAAGUUUUAGUUGACUUUUGUAAACUAACGAUAGACUUUCUUAAUAAUGGAAUCAACCAGAAGAAAUGUGCCAUUGCUGCAGAAAGGUUAAAUGUACCACCAUUAGUUAUACAGAAUCUCAUAUACGCCUUAGCUUACCUUCUUGUUGAAGGAUGUAAGCAUAAUCUUUUAGAAACAAAUUUUAAUUCUUCACUUGCUAUAGCCGGCUUUUCACCUGAACACCAACAAGUUUUACUUAAACUAUAUAAUACAAAGAAAAAAGAAAUAUCUGAAGCACUAAAUUUGCUUCAACAGAGUGAAGCAAGCUAUCAAGACUUAUUAUGGAGAUUUGAAAUACAGGUCGCAUCACAAAAUUCAAAUGAAGAAAUAAUACCUAUGGUUGCAAUGGAUUUUGUUUUGUCUACACCAAAAAAAGUUUCCGAACAUAAUGAAGAUCAUUCUAAGGUGAAUAAAGAAAGCAGUACAAUAUCAGAAAAUACCAUUAAUAAGACUAUUGAAGAUGCCAAAACAGCCAGUGAGUGCCAGAAUAUUAUAAGUCAUGUUCUACUGCAAUGUGAUUUACCGAACCUUCUUCAUCUAACAAACAGAUUGGAAGAAGCAUUGAAAGAAUCAAAAAGCCAACAUGUACGGAAAGUGCAAAGAGCUUUGUAAAUAGCAUAUAUAGUAUAUCUAUAUGUAUAUCAAUAAUAUAAGGCUGUAGAAAAACAUUCUUUUGUUUGAGAUUUCAGUUUUAAGGUCAAAAUUUGAUUUAAUGACAUAAAAUAUUAAAUUAUGUGGAUAAUCACAUAUAAGUACAUAAUAUUAUGUUAAGGGAAAAAUUUGCAGUUGUUUUGGUUCUAUCAAUAAAUAUACAAGGGCUUA
Danaus plexippus (monarch butterfly) is the source of this 1147-nucleotide messenger RNA. Its product is annotated as COMM domain-containing protein 2-like. Lineage: Eukaryota; Metazoa; Arthropoda; Insecta; Lepidoptera; Nymphalidae. The transcript has 5 exons. The record is from RefSeq and is a predicted model, not a curated record. The coding region runs from base 152 to 937 and encodes 261 amino acids.